Messenger RNA from Solanum dulcamara, 1586 nucleotides. Its product is annotated as putative methylesterase 11, chloroplastic. The coding region runs from base 161 to 1315 and encodes 384 amino acids. Lineage: Eukaryota; Viridiplantae; Streptophyta; Magnoliopsida; Solanales; Solanaceae. Gene Ontology annotation, molecular function: methyl jasmonate esterase activity; methyl indole-3-acetate esterase activity. The transcript has 5 exons. The record is from RefSeq and is a predicted model, not a curated record.
CAGUUGUAAAACAAAUACAGCAAACUGGUAACCAUCUUCAUCUCUCUCAACUCUCAACUGCUUUGGGUAAGCAUCAGAUACUUGUACGUAUACGUUAUACGUAAUUCAUAUUAUACAUACCUGUGUAAAUCUGUUGCAUGUGAAUAUCAAUCAAUCAGAAAUGGGCAUAUGUUUAUCACGGAGUUCCGGCCCCGUGAAGAAGAGGCAAUCCAAACGUUUAACGAAUCAAUCGGCGGCGGCGGCGGCCGCCGUUAAUGGCGGCGGGAGCAACAGGUGGUAUAGGAAUCGAUCGUCUAAGAGAGAUGAUUCCGUCAUUCAGGAGCGCACUUUCGCCGCCGCGAUUCUCCUACAGCAGCAAUUGCAAAACAGCGGAGGAGGUGGUGCUGUUCCUUUUGAUCGUUCAGCUUCGCUUCGGUAUCCGAAUUCGAAUUCUAAGAAGAAUCAACCUCUGCCGCGUUCCUCUAGCUCUAGGGCGCGUUCUCUUACUGAUCCUCUUCUUCAGCCUCACCAGCUUGUGAACCAGGAAGUGAAGGUUGAUGAUUUAGAGACGAACCAUUUCGUCCUCGUUCAUGGUGGUGGAUUUGGGGCCUGGUGUUGGUAUAAAACCAUUGCUCUUUUAGAAGAAGCUGGAUUUAAAGUUACUGCAGUUGAUUUAACUGGUUCAGGCAUUCAUUCUUUUGACACAAAUAGCAUCGCAAGCCUAUCGCAAUAUGUACAGCCGCUCACUGAUUUUCUCGAAAAGCUUGCUGAUGGAGAAAAGGUGAUUUUGGUGGGACAUGAUUUUGGCGGUGCAUGUAUAUCUUUUGCGAUGGAGCUCCAUUCCCUUAAGAUUUCGAAAGCUGUGUUUGUUGCUGCUGCAAUGCUCACUAGUGGACAAAGUGCCCUUGAUAUGUUCUCACAAAAGACAGAUUCAAAUGACCUUAUGAGACAGUCUCAAAUAUUUAUUUAUGCCAAUGGGAACGACAAGCCUCCAACCGCUAUUGAUUUGGACAAGUCGCUCCUCAGGGACUUGUUAUUCAACCAUAGUCCUGCCAAGGAUGUUGCAUUAGCAUCUGUGUCAAUGAGGCCAAUUCCCUUUUCCCCGGUUUUGGAGAAGCUUUGUUUAUCCGACUCCAAGUAUGGUUCUGUUAGGCGGUUUUAUAUAGAAACAACAGAAGAUAAUGCGACACCAAUAGACUUGCAGCAAAACAUAAUUAGCAAUAAUCCUCCAGAACAAGUUUUUCAUCUUAAGGGUGCUGAUCACUCGCCUUUUUUCUCCAAGCCCCAAGGCCUACAUAGGAUAUUGGUAGAGAUCUCCAGGAUUCCAUCAACUUGAAGUUGUUUUGCUGAUUACCUUAUUAUUGGAAAAGCCACACCGACAUGUUCCAGGCACAAAUGUAGCUAAGUUAUUGCUGUGUAAAUUAACCACAUGUGGAAUGUCCAAAGUAGCUUUUGGUGUACAUGUUCGGUUUAUGCAACUACUUUGUUCCAUUUACAAUACUUGUGACAGUGAGAAUUUCCUUGUGGAAGUGACUUGAGGAAAAGGAAUGUUCUAAGAUUUGAAUGUCAGAAGGAAGUUAUAAUAGAAAUAAACUUAUUCUUUUUAA